ACCACCCCGGGCUGUGAUUGGUGGGGCUUGUCCCCUGUGUGGCAGGGGAAAUCAGGGGGCUGGGAGUCGAAGCUUGUGAAGUGGGCUGGAGGCUGGCAGAGCCCAGUGAUCCACAGCCUCUUAAACACUAGGUGCACCUCUGAGGGACAGAGAAGUGCAGAGCGACUUUCCUCACUCACUUCCCUCAGAGCCACUUGAGUCCAGGACUAGAGAACAAGAACUAGAAGAGAAGACCAUUGGAAGGCAGAAAGAGAACCUCUAUUUUUGGUGGAUAAAUAAUAACUAAGAGGACCUUUUUGUUCUGAAGGAAAUUUUUAUUUUCUAUAUAAGGAUUCUUUUUUUUUCUACAAUAUUAUAUGAUUCAUUUAUUCUAUUACUUGCACUUUUAUUUUCCUAUCUAAUUCUUUUGGAGAUUCAAAGCUAGCAAGUGAUGGAGUUCCACAGAAGCGGGUCUCUACCCACUAAGGUGAUGGCACUGGCACUGGGACUAAUUUUUCUCACCUCAGCUUCAUCGGUGGAAGAACACGACUACUACAGCUGGCAAUCAGACAACUUCCAGAGCGGGCGUUUCUACACCAAGCAACCACAGUGCGUGGACAUCCCAGCUGAUCUGAGGCUCUGCCAUAAUGUGGGCUACAAGAAGAUGCGGCUGCCCAACCUGCUGGACCACGAGUCCAUGCCCGAGGUGAAGCAGCAGGCUGGUAGCUGGGUGCCACUCCUGUCCAAGCGCUGUCACGCAGACACGCAGGUCUUCCUCUGCUCCCUCUUCGCCCCUGUCUGCCUCGACCGGCCCAUCCACCCCUGCCGUUCGCUCUGUGAGGCUGUGCGUGACAGCUGUGCCCCUGUCAUGGAAACCUAUGGCUUCCCCUGGCCUGAGAUGCUCCAGUGCCAUAAAUUCCCCAUCGACAAUGACCUGUGCAUCCCCAUGCAGUUCUCAGGCAACCAGGCCACUCAGACCCCAGCCUUCAAAGUUUGCCCUCCAUGUGACAACGAGCUGAAGGCCGACACCAUCAUGGAACAUUUCUGUGCCAGCGACUUUGCUCUGAAGAUGAAGAUCAAGGAGGUGAAGAAGGAGAAGGGAGACCGCAAGCUGAUCGCGGCUCAGAAGAAGAAGAAGGUGCUAAAGAUGGGGGUGCUGCGCAAGAAGGACCUAAAGAAGCUGGUGCUCUACAUCAAGAACGGAGCCAACUGCCCCUGCCACCAACUGGACAACCUGAACAGCAACUUCCUCAUCAUGGGCCGCAAGGUGGACCAGCAGCUGCUGCUCAUGUCCAUCCACAAGUGGGAGAAGAAGAGCAAGGAGCUCAAAUUUGCUGUGAAGUACAUGAAGUCACAGCAGUGCCCCACCUACCACACUGUCUUUCAGUGACCCCCACACAGGCCAG
This is a messenger RNA of Polyodon spathula (Mississippi paddlefish), 1385 nucleotides long. RefSeq names its product secreted frizzled-related protein 5-like. The coding region runs from base 431 to 1369 and encodes 312 amino acids. The transcript has 3 exons. Lineage: Eukaryota; Metazoa; Chordata; Actinopteri; Acipenseriformes; Polyodontidae. Gene Ontology annotation, molecular function: Wnt-protein binding. The record is from RefSeq and is a predicted model, not a curated record. Gene Ontology annotation, biological process: canonical Wnt signaling pathway; non-canonical Wnt signaling pathway; negative regulation of canonical Wnt signaling pathway.